AUGAGCCGCCUAUCGGAGCAAAUGAAGUUCGAAUGUGGCGCGUUUGACCGGUUUUAGAUUACAGUAUAAACAGUUUGAUUCGUUUCACAUUUAAAAGGGCCGCAGCGUUGCGUUUGUAGCGCAUUUAAACAUCGUUCGACAAAAACAGAAUCAACAUCGAGGCAGUAUGAAGCAAAUUAUAAAUAGCGGAGUGUUUUUGGUGGGUUUGGUUUGUAUGUGGCGAUGUUGCCAAGCUAACGAGGGGGUUAAGACAAGCGUGAGGGUGUUGAAACAGGGUGAAUUAGAUGUGGUACUUGAGGAGUUUGCUGGUAAAGAUGGGGUGGAGAGUGAGGCGGUUGAUGGGAGGCAGAGUUUGCAAGAUGGCAGAGAUGGAAAUACUGGAGAUUUAAUUUACAGAUACCGAGAAUCGCAGGACAUCCUGCAAAUCAGGGAGGUGAUCGUGUUACCCCAACUAAGUUCCGACGAGCAGGAGGUGCAAUGGUAUGCGGUGACCGAUGCCCGCAGGAUCACCACAGUGCGCGUGUUGAAUUUCGGCCGCCAGAGGGCCUACACUCUUCGAAUUGACGUGGCGGGAAACGAAGCUCAGGUUAUACUGAGAGUGCCGCCGAACUACGAUCCUAGAAUUAUGAUUGAGGUUUACGGAUAUUAGGGUUUUGAUUUUAAGGGUUUGUUGUAUUGACAACUUGUUGGAAUUUAAGUUAUUGUUAGGAGUAAGGUGGUAUGUUAUUUAUUUUUGUUAUAAAAGAAAAAAUAUAGUUUAAUCAACUGUAUGUAAAAAAAUAAAAAAAAAAAUUGUUCAAGAAUAUUUACAAUUAGUAAAUUAGAAUUACAGCCUUUAAAAGAAAUAAUAUUUAUAAUAUUUUUCUACAUUGUUUCAGAAACAAAGACCGGAAAUAUAUAAAAUAAGUAGUAUUUCAUUAGAUUUAAAAUACAAAGUCGCUGUUAUGUAUGGAAACGGUGGAUUAUUAGUUAAAAUACAAAAGAUACCGCAAAAAGUUAAAUACAAAAUUUUUUUUAAAAAAGAUUUUUAAAUGUCUAUUGGCGAGUAAUAAAUUUAUGUAUACGGGGUCUGUCAUAAAGCCGUGGCAAAUCAAAGUUUCAUUUUUUUUUAAAUAGAACCCCCUGUAUAUUAUUGCAUAUUUCAAUUCUUCCUUCAAUUCUAAGCAAAAAUCGAAAUACACACAAUGUACCUCAAACCAACCGUUUCCGAGUUAUUGACUCUUGAACAAAUAUCACUUAAACCAUUUUUGAUUUAAUUAAUUUCGAUAUGUUCAUGUUCAGUUUCAUUCAUGCCUUUCCGCCAAAACUGUGAAAAAAGUGGUAUUUUUAAAAGUCGAUAACUCGGAAACGGUUGGUUUGAGGUACAUUGUGUAUUUCAAUUUUUGCUUAGAACUGAAGGAAGAACCGAAAUAUGCAAUAAUAUACAGGGGGUUCCAUUUAAAAAAAUAAAA
Molecule: messenger RNA, 1451 nt
Organism: Sitophilus oryzae (rice weevil)
Lineage: Eukaryota; Metazoa; Arthropoda; Insecta; Coleoptera; Curculionidae
Exons: 2
Coding region: 167-649 (160 amino acids)
Source: RefSeq, a predicted model, not a curated record